Messenger RNA from Megalops cyprinoides (Indo-Pacific tarpon), 4513 nucleotides. RefSeq lists its product as uncharacterized. NCBI's taxonomy places the organism in Eukaryota, Metazoa, Chordata, Actinopteri, Elopiformes, Megalopidae. The coding region runs from base 755 to 4162 and encodes 1135 amino acids. The transcript has 18 exons. The record is from RefSeq and is a predicted model, not a curated record.
UGUUGCUCGAUUGUAACAGCGGCACUGGCCAACCGGAGGGUUACGAACUGGCGGACACGAAGCCGCUGGAUCCUCGCCUGCGGAGCAGCCUCCCCCCGGGAGAAGGGCUGCGUAAGGCUGGCGGUGGAGCGAAACACCUGCAACCGAAAGGAUUCGCUUUUGUUUCAGCUACAGGCAUGAGCGCGUCCACACUCAACACCGCGAUCGGUCCCUAGCACAGCUAUCCGGCUGCGUACACGCUGGUAGUUUCCUGUCGCUCACCGCAGGUGACGGGCAGUACGGUUUUAGGAGGAAUCUGAAUGCCAAACACUCGCUUUGCUUCAAGAGAGAAAUGGCGUGGGAACCUCUGUGCGACAGCAAACGCUAGGUUAAAGGAUGAGUUUAACAAUUGCUGCAGAUGUCUUGCUUGAAAAUAACGCAGUGAUGUACCUGGAAAACGUUCUAGACUCGCUAGCUUAAUUACCCAGCGCACGAAGAGUAGCAUGCAAUUCUCUAUGAAUUCGUUACGUUAGCUAGCUAGCUUUGUAGUCUAUAUAUGUUAUCGAUUUGCACGCUGAAUCAACCAAUCACAUAUUUGUAAACGGAAGACACUCGGAAAUAUAUUACGUUUGCUACUCUAACCAUUUGCUGCACCCCACGUCAGUUGAGUGCCCGUCUUCGAGUCUUUGAAGUGCGCGGAUAAUUGUGCCUUUUAUGUUUGGAAAUUGCAACCCUUAAUUAUCGGAACAGUAGCCUAAUUUGAAGGACCUUGAAGAUGGCGACUGGAACGAAUUGGCAACAAGACUACUACAGUACGGGCAAUUCAUCCACCGGAGCGGGGAAGUACAAUUCUGCUUCAACAUCAUCGAGCAUGUCUUACCAGCCGAGCCUAACUCUGGAAUAUACACAGGAUCUACACCUGAAAAUGAGCAAGAAAAUAGCACAGCUUACAAAGGUGAUCUACGCCCUCAACACCAAGAACGACGAGCAGGAGGCCGACCUGCAGGCCCUGAAGGAGGCGCAUGAGGAGGAGGUGCAGCAGAUCCUGUCGGAGACCCGGGAGAAGAUCCUGGAGUACCAGAGCCAGAUUGGCGAGGAGACGGACCUGCGGCGCCGGCUGCAGUCCCUGGAGGAGUCUGCGGAGCUGCACGAGCGGGCAAAGCGGCGGGCGCUGGCCGAGCUGGAGGCGUACCGCCAGCGCAUGGAGGAGGCGCAGCUGUGCGCCGAGGCGCAGCACACCCAGCGGGUCAUCGCCGCCUCCCGCGAGGCCGAGGAGAUGCGCCGCGACUUCGAGGAGCGCCUGCGCUCCUUCGGGCAGACGCGGGCGCGGCUGGAGCGGGAGAAGCGGCGCGCCCUGGAGGAGCUGCGGGCCGCCAGGCGGGAGGAGGCGCAGCAGGAGGUGCUGCGCUCCCGGCAGGGCGAGGAGCAGGAGCUGCGGCGGGCAGAGGUGGAGUCGCUGGCGGAGCUGGUGGAGGAGCUGCGUCAGGACCGGCAGCGCAUGGCGGAGGAGUACGAGGUGCGGCUGGGAGAGGCUCAGGCCUUCUACGAGCACGAGCUGGAGGCCGCCAAGCGCACGCAGCAGCUGACCGCCGACAGCCUGCUGGCCUGGAAGAAGACGGAGGCGGAGCUGAGGAAGGAGUUCCAGGUGCAGGAGGCCGGGCUACAGCGUGCCCUGGGGAAGCUGCGGGCGGAGCUGCAGCGGGUGCAGGAGGAGGCCCGCGAGAGCCGCGAGAAGGCCAGCCGGCUGCAGACCCUGCUCAACAGCGCCGAGACCACCAUCCGGGACCUGCACAGACAGCUGGACGAGGCAGUGCAGGACGGAGAGAUCACCUCCAUCCGGCAGCAGGAGACGGAAUGCGAGCUGGAGGCGGCCCGGGACAGGGUCCAGCAGCAGGCCACCGAGAUCCUUCUCAAAGCCAGCCAGAUCGGCAGCCUUCAGGCCACACAGGUGACCCACGAGGCGUCCAUCCGGGAGCUGGAGUCGGAGAGAUCCCGUCUGAAGGAGAGGGUGCUGAGGCUGGAGGAGGAGCAGGCAGGGAUCCAGAGCAAAAGCCAGGCGCUGGACGAGCAGCAGAGACAGGAGAUCCUCUCCCUGGAGAAGGCACGGCGGGAGGAGAAGCAGGUCCAUGAGAGGGCGCUGAUGAGCGUACGUGUGCGGUACGAGGAGGAGACGGCCCAUCUGAAGGAGGCGCAGGCGAAGGCACUGGAGGAGCUGUCCCAAAAACACCGCAGCAUGCUGGAGAGCACACACAGCUCCGCCGAGAGGGAGAGGAGCCACCUGCUGACUGAAAUGGAGCAGCAGUUUGAGAAAGAAAGAGUCUCAUUGGAGGAGGAGAAGACCCACCUCCGACAACAGCUGGAGACCCUGAGGCAGGAUCUUACUGCCAAACUCAGCACAGCCAAUCAGGAGGUGACCCGUCUGCAGGAGGAGGUCCAGCAGGCGGAGGAGGGCCUCACCUCCGCCCAGGGUCAGAUCUCCAGCCUGAAGGAGGCCCAGGAGAAGCUACUCACUGAGCUGGACGUCACCAGGGCCCGACUGAGGGAGACCAGCAACAUCCUUACAGCCCUGCAGGAGGAGAUGGAGACUCAGAAACAGGAGCACGAGGCCAGGCUUAUCACAGUGAAAUCCGAGGAGAAGAUGAAGAUGGACAAGACCACCCUGGAGCUGGAGCUUAAAUGGACCGAGACUUUAAGGCAGGAGUGUAAGAAGCUGCGGGAGGAGCUGAGGGAGGAGCACGAGGAGGAGAAGCGGGUGGCCUUGACGGAGCUGUCCCAGCAGAAGGAGCAGGAGAUGAGCGCAGCCAGGGAGGCCUGGCAGAGGAGGGUGGAGGACCUGCUGGAGCAGAUCUCGCUACUGAAACAGAGCCUGGAGCUGCAGCUGUCGCAAUCCCAGAAUUCCCUGCAGCAGCUGCAGGCGCAGUUCAGCCAGGAGAGGGAGCACCUGAGCCAGCAGCUGCAGGAGAUGGAGCUGGAGCAUCAGCAGAGGGAGCGGGACCUGAAGGAGGCCCACCUCCACGUCACGCGAGGCCUGGAGGAGACUCACCAGAGGGAGCUCAAGGACCUGGAGACGUGUCUGCGGCGGAAGCAGCAGAAGGACCUGCUGGCCCUGCGUGAGGCACAGAGGCGGAGUCUGGAGACGCUGAGGCAGCACUCGGAGCAGGAGCUGCAGACCCUGCGCUUCGAGCUGGAGGACGAGGGCAAGGCCAUGCUGGCGUCCCUGCGCUCCGAGCUCAACCACCUCCACGCCUCCGCCAUGGAGCACCUGCGUCAGACCCACCAGCAGGAGAGCGCCGCUGCCAAACUGGACCUGGAGAACAUGCUGGAGCAGAGCCGCAAACAGGAAAGGGAUCUCACAGGACGGAUCUCGGACCUGCAGGAUGAGCUGAGCUGCAGGAGGAACCGGAUAACUGAACUGGAUCACGAGAUCCACACUCUGAAUGAGACCAUCAGCACGCUCACCAAGGAGCUGGAGCUCAAGGGCCAGGAGGUGCUCAGGAUCCGCAGCGAGGCCAACCAGCAGAUGAGGGCUCAUGAGCAGGAUCUGGUGAAGAGGCACGAGAGAGAGAUCAGCGAGCUCCACGCAGCCCACAACAGAGAGACACAGAACAUGCUGUCAGACUUCAACAAGGCACAGGAGCUGCUGAAGGACAAGAUCUCUGCACUGCAGAUCCUGCUGGAGGGGACGGAGGAGAAGUUCCGGAAGAGAGAGAGCCGGCCCGAGGACCUGCAGGCUAUUGCCGAGCUCAAGGACAUGGUGACCGAGAGGGAGGCCCUGGUGAAGAAGCUGGUGGAUGACAAAAAGUUCUACCAGCUGGAGUUGGUGAACAGAGAGACGAACUUUAACAAGGUCUUCAGUCCCGGGCCCAACGUGGGGGUGAUUAACCCGCUCGUAAAGCAAAAGAGAAAGAGCGACAAAUCGGAAAACCGAUUCACCAGCUCUCCGAGUCUAAGCGCUCUGGAAGUGUGUGGGCCAGGGAGCGGACCCCCCCUCCCCAACCGCCUAGACCCCGCCCCCAGCUCCCCAAUUCACCACCCCGAGCUCGACACGAGCAAACCUCUGCCCCCACCGACCCCUCCGACAGAGCCCAAGAAAUUCACGAGCCCUCCUGAGACAGAGGAGUCACCCGAGACGUCACCCGACUCCCAGCGGCAAGAGUGGUUCGCAAGAUACUUCUCUUUCUGACUCUUCCCUCACACGGCGGCCGAAGAGAGGGUCAACGAAAAGAGAGCGGCCGUCAAGGAUGCACCAUUACACUGUUCUUUACUCCACUGUGAAUGGAUUGUUUGUUUGUGCAGUGAUAAUAAUUAUGUCUGACAAGGUCUUUGGUCCAGUUCUCGUCGAGUGGUGCAUUAAUAUUUGUUUAAUGCAGUGCGUUGUCUUGUCUCUGUACCUUAUUUUAGAACUGCACCGGGAGUUUGGUACAGCUCAGCAAUGAUUUUGUUAGAACCUAAACUGUUUGUAUGGUUGUCUCAACAUGGAUAUGAUGAUGUCUUGCCAAUUUUUGAAGAAAUGGCAUCAUUUAUAUUUAUAUUA